AACCACUACUUUUUAUUCUUUUUAAUCAGGGUCAGUUCAUUGAUCCGUGAGCAGUGGUCCUGCAUCGUCAACAUGGUGGAGGCAUGAGGUUGUUGCAUCACGCACACGCAGAUGAGCAUUUAUUUAAUAAUAGGAUAAUAGCAAUAAAAAUUCACCCACGUCUUACAUGAAGGUGGAUUAAUUUCCUCCCAACCACUCCCACCCUCCCUCUCUCUCUCUCUCUCUCCCUCCCUCUCUCUCUCCCUGUGUGUGAUGCUGCAGCCCCUGUAGUCUCUCCAGUCUCCAGUAAACAGCAGUCAUGGCGACAGUGGUCCAACCGCUCUCUCUGGAUCGAGAUGUUGCCAGGGCCAUCGAGCUGCUGGAGAAGCUGCAGGAGUCGGGUGACGUGCCCGGUCACAAGCUCCAGUCUCUGAAGAAGGUGCUGCAGAGCGAGUUCUGCACGGCCAUCCGAGAGGUGUACCAGUACAUGCACGAAACCAUCACGGUGAACGGCUGCCCGGAGUACCAGGCGAGGGCCACGGCAAAGGCGACGGUCGCGGCCUUCGCGGCCAGCGAGGGUCACUCCCACCCGAGGGUGGUGGAGCUGCCCAAGACGGAGGAAGGGCUGGGCUUCAACGUGAUGGGCGGCAAGGAGCAGAACUCCCCCAUCUACAUCUCUCGCAUCAUCCCCGGGGGCGUGGCCGAGAGGCACGGCGGCCUGAAGCGAGGCGACCAGCUCCUGUCCGUCAACGGCGUGAGCGUGGAGGGCGAGCACCACGAAAAAGCGGUGGAGCUGCUGAAGGCGGCCAAGGACAGCGUGAAGCUGGUGGUGCGCUACACCCCCAAAGUGCUGGAGGAGAUGGAGGCCCGCUUCGAGAAGCUGCGCACGGCCCGGCGGCGCCAGCAGCAGCAGAUCCUCAUGCAGCAGCAGCAGCUGCAGAACGUGGCCUCCCAGCAGAACCACAUGUCGUUGUUCCAGAAGAAGAAGAAGUGAAGGACGAAGAAGAAGAAGAAGAAGAAGAAGUGGAUCUCAAAAGACCAAUCCGUUUCACGGUCCCGAAAGCGGAGGCUCUCUCCGUCGAGGAGGAAACCAACGAGUAGAAGACUCUUCUGCUCUCUCUCUCUCUCUCUCUCUC
Molecule: messenger RNA, 1115 nt
Organism: Pungitius pungitius (ninespine stickleback)
Lineage: Eukaryota; Metazoa; Chordata; Actinopteri; Perciformes; Gasterosteidae
Gene: lin7a
Product: lin-7 homolog A (C. elegans)
Biological process (GO): neurotransmitter secretion; maintenance of epithelial cell apical/basal polarity; protein localization to basolateral plasma membrane
Cellular component (GO): MPP7-DLG1-LIN7 complex; cell-cell junction; basolateral plasma membrane
Molecular function (GO): L27 domain binding
Source: RefSeq, a predicted model, not a curated record